ACACUCUGUCUUGGACCUGCCCGCCUCCCAAUGGCGACGGGGCAACAUCUGGGUAUCUACGCUUUUGGUCCGUCCCUAGCGAUGGGACGCCGGGAAGCGGCAUGACGUUCGGUGUCAAGAUUGAGGAAGACUUCGUGAUGGGCAAACCUAAGUCGUCUCGCGUUUUCAUUUACGUCGGCUCGCCCACCGGCAAUCCGAACGCCUGGACGGACGUAACUGAAAAGCUCGCGCCGGAAUACAGCUUCCCCGUCAAGGGACCGUCCUUCAUUGAGAGUUAUGAGGUUACCAUCCAGCGGCUGCUUGGUCCGAGGUUCGGCGUCAGCAUAACCAUCAAGACUCUGUAUACUGAGUGAUUCUGGAUCCGAAAGAUAGCUCCCUCGAUGCAUCGAUGUUCCGUUCAUGUGUCGGCUUUAUGUGUACCGCGUUUGCAAAUAUGAGAAAAAGGUGCACGAAUGAAUCGAUUUUGAU
Molecule: messenger RNA, 468 nt
Organism: Dacryopinax primogenitus
Lineage: Eukaryota; Fungi; Basidiomycota; Dacrymycetes; Dacrymycetales; Dacrymycetaceae
Exons: 3
Coding region: 102-353 (83 amino acids)
Source: RefSeq, a predicted model, not a curated record